Beauveria bassiana ARSEF 2860 is the source of this 915-nucleotide messenger RNA. Its product is annotated as chitin synthase. Bases 1 to 915 code for a protein of 304 amino acids. The record is from RefSeq and is a predicted model, not a curated record. NCBI's taxonomy places the organism in Eukaryota, Fungi, Ascomycota, Sordariomycetes, Hypocreales, Cordycipitaceae. The transcript is spliced from 4 exons.
AUGUCAGCUUCGCCCCCGGCCUCUGCCGCAUCUGUUCUUCCACCCUCCCAACCAUGCUUUCCACCGUUCUCUGUACCAUCCGACGACCCUGUGAACGAUGAACUGGUUGACAUUCAGUCUUCUGAUGUCAUGUUUCUUGAGACUCUGAAGAUGAAAAUUGACCGCAAAAACGGCAAUAAGUGUGUUGUUACCUUCAAAGUUGAAAUCAGCAACAAGCUUUGCGUUAUGAAAGUGUAUAAGCACACUGGAUACUGGGAUCAAUUUCGCACCGAGGAGUGUGCUUAUCGACUGCUUCAAGAUAGGGGCUUUUGUGAGCGAGGUGUUGUUCCAAAAUUCUACGGAAUCAUCGACAGAAUAGAAGAUGUAAAUCUCUGGCCAGAUUUAUACCAGUUCGAAGACGACACAACUCCGCCUAGCGCCCUUAUUAUUGAAUACAUACCAGACGCUAACAAGAUCGAUCUCGACAACUUUACGCAAGACAACAUGGAUAGGCUGUGUGCAAUCCUCGCCGAGUUCCAUAAUAUCGGCCUCCUUCAUGGCGACCCAUACCCGAGAAACAUGAUGGUUGUUCAGGGAACGCCUAGAGACAGAGUCUUCUGGCUGGACUUUGACUCUUCGAGCAUUGAGGAUCGAACAGUUCAUGACGAACACGCAGAAAUGCUGUUCCGACAGGAGUCAGAGGAGAUGGCAUGUAUUGCGAAAGCAUAUUCGGCGGAUGCUAAGACUGGCAAACCCACGACGGCAGUCCGGCCAACCCAGGGGUUCCUCGCCAAGCUGCCGUCGAACCAGGCGGGCUUGUCGGACCCUGGCGCGCUGAUCAUCGCGCACAGCCUCGGCGGACUCAUCACCCUGCACGCGGUUGAGGCGCGGCCAGAGCUCUUCUUCGGCGUGCUGUACGCGGACGUGCCGCACUAG